Messenger RNA from Drosophila grimshawi, 1492 nucleotides. RefSeq lists its product as uncharacterized. The record is from RefSeq and is a predicted model, not a curated record. The transcript has a single exon. Bases 435 to 1355 code for a protein of 306 amino acids. Lineage: Eukaryota; Metazoa; Arthropoda; Insecta; Diptera; Drosophilidae.
AUUGAAAAAAAGAGGAUAUUUUUAUUAACUAUUAAAAAAUUACACUGAAUGCUGAGUUUAUCAUUUAAUAAUGUGUUUUCCUUUAAGUUCUUGUUGUGUGUGUGUGUGGUUGUGUGUUGUUUGUGUGUGUAGGUGUAUGUAUAACCAUAAAUAUAUUAUUCUAUAUAUAUUUAUUGAUUCCAGCGUAUCUCUAUUGAUACUCUCUCUCUGAGCUGUGCUUUCGUUUGUGGUUACGGGUCCGGGUCCGAUUCCGGCUCCGGAUUCUGAUUCAAUUCCGGGUAUUCAGUUUUUUGAGGUGACUGUUUUCUAUAAUUUUUUUCUUUUUGUUUUUGUAUUCAACUUGAAUUUCAUUCACAUUUCCUGUUUACACUAUUCAGAUCUGUUUUCCAUUAUACUGCUGUGACUUUUAUAUAUAUUUCUAUUCUUUAUUCCGUAUGUGGAUGGGUCAAGGUCAGCGCAACUUUCUCCUGGAGAACAAACUGUUGGUGCGUCGUCCGAUGCCAAUGGCGUCGAGGCUGGGGCGCCUGCAGAGAGAUCAACAGGAUCGAUGGGAGCAAUGCCGCCAUUCGAUUCCGAGAGCCGCUUCGCAGGCGCGUCUGAUUGAGACACAGCGGCGUGUGCCCAGUGGUAGACGCCAGGUGGGAGUAACUCGUGGCCGCCAGCCGCAAUCGCAGGAGAAGCAAAUACAAACAGAGGAUAUUUGGGACGAGCAGUUCCUGAAUGCGGCGCUGCUCAAAUGCUGUCGUCGCAGCGAGGGAGACGAGCCGUUCAACGAUGAUGAUGGUGAGGAUGCCAUUGCACGCUUACGGGGCACUGCAUCCAAUUUUGAGAUGGGCAGAUUUGCCGCUAUGCAACACAAACGGUGGUUGCUGGAUGCCCGCGGCUUGAAGAAAAAAGAUUACGAUAAAGAGGAGGGGGAGAAGAAGCACCGGCAAGUGGUGCUACAGCUUGCCAUACCGGACAUCACCGAUGUGGAGCAGGAGCCACAACUGGACCAGUCCUUGAGUGCCCAUUCAAAUGCCUCCAGCUAUGAAAUGCCGCCCACAAAAGUAACUGCAGCUGCUUCCGCUGCUGCUGCUGCAGAUGAUGUGAGCUCGCUGCACGUGCAGCACGUGCAGGAGCAAGAGCGGGAGCAGGAGCAGCAACGCGUCGCUUUGCUCGGAGCGGCGCAGGCGCGCCAUAGGGAGCUGAUCUGGGAGUACAAUCGAUUACCAUUGUCGAUGGGCACGCUGCGUGUGCGCAGGCUAAAGACGCAACUGGAACAGCAGCUUGACCGGAUUGACAGUGAUCUGUGCAUGCUGAAUUUGCCGAUAUAUCACCAUCGGCAGGCGCGAUCAGUGACAGCAAAUCUUUAGUACAUUUAGUGCGGUGUUCUUUUGCCUUGAAUCCAGCAUUAAGCCCACUUUAUGGACGAAAAAUUGCAUUAUAUUCCACUUGCGGAACAUAAAAACAAAAAGGUCUGCUGAAAAUUAAAAUUAUUUUUGAUUCACAA